Molecule: messenger RNA, 639 nt
Organism: Adineta steineri
Lineage: Eukaryota; Metazoa; Rotifera; Eurotatoria; Adinetida; Adinetidae
Source: the annotation of a GenBank genome assembly
AUGGAAACUGAUAGAGAAAAUCUUGCAAAUCAAGCUCGUGAUAUUAUACGAUUAGAGCAAUAUAAGAAAGAUGUGUUGACAAUGGGAGGAUUUAUGCAUCAUCUUGGCGAAGAAAGACCCAUGUUAGAUGAAUCUGAGGGCGCUAAACCUUAUGGGUCAAAAGCAGCAGGACACUCAAACGAACAUGUACAAGGCAACCUGUCGCUUGAAAAGAUAGCUAAAAAACCAACACAUACAAAUUUCAUUAGCAAAAGUGAUCACAUCAAAUGUACCAAAGAGGGUAUGGACUACAUCAUUGAAAACCAAGAAUUUUCACAAAAUCCACAAUUUGUUAAAGCAGAAGUGACAUUCCCUUUAAAGAAACCGAUCCUCAUCACUGUUUCUGGGAAAAAUAACGAAACAACUUACGAUUUCGCUGGCAAAGCCACAAUUGUUCUGCAUAAUAGAAAAAAUGAUCAAAAUCAAUCAGAUUUGCGUGGCCCUGUGCACGCGCAGACAAUCUUUGCUCAUCAAGCAAGUUCUGGAGACAGUCCUGGGUAUAAACUUACAGUAACCAGAAUAAAUUCGCAAACCAACAAAAAAGAGGUAACAACUACUACUCAUAUUCCGGAUGAACAAUGGGUGACACUAAGAAAGUGA